Molecule: messenger RNA, 922 nt
Organism: Paramecium pentaurelia
Lineage: Eukaryota; Ciliophora; Oligohymenophorea; Peniculida; Parameciidae
Source: the annotation of a GenBank genome assembly
AUGAAUAUUUCAUUUAAUGAUUUGAAAUUUGUACAUUAAAUAGGUUAGACACUUAAUCUUGAAGAAAGGUAUUCAAUUUAUUAAUACAAAUAGAAUGAGAUUACAAUUAGCAAUACUCAAAAUACAAGAACAUUAUGUUUUUGAUGAAGUCCUAUUUUGGGGUAGAGUUGAAGGAGUAGAAAAAGAUUAUUAUAUAGCUCUUGGAAUUCAAUAUAAAGGAUAAUAUGAAUUCCCAUUGAAGAAAUUUUUUUGGAGGUACAAAACAUCUAAUAUUAAUAAGUUCCAAUAAUUAUCAUUUUGCUGAAUUACCAAAAUAUAAUGAAGAAUUUGCUUAAAGAGCUGAAACUUUAAGAGAGCCAUUUACAGGAUAACAUGAACACAUAGUAUUUAGAACAGAUGAAGAAAUUAAUUUUGAAGACUCAUUAGAAAUUCCUGCGUAACUGCCAGCUAAAAAUUUCUCAGAAUUAGAGAGAUUAUCAUAUAUAGUUUAAUCUAUUGAAUUUUAAUGUGCCUCAAUUCCGAUAGGCUCAUAUAGAUUAACACCAACUCAUGAAUUGAUCAAGACAAAAUUUAAGGGUGUCACAGCAGAAUUGAAAAAUUAUUAACAUUUUAGAUAACCCAUCAGAAAGGAUAAAUAAGAUCUUAUAGGUUUGCAAUAUAAUGAUAUCUUUAAUAGCUCGAGAUGAAGCAUUAUAUAGACCUGACUUUUUAGAUUCUUUAGUCGAUGAUACUCCAUAUAAUUAAUGGUCAGUCUAAACAGAUUCCACUAAAAGAAAUGUAAAUAGAAAUUAUAAUUUUAGAUUACAAUUAGAAAUUUAAUUUGGCCUGGAUAUUUAGGCUAUAAUAAUGAUUAUACAUUUGGAUAUGCUUAUUUUGGAGAUGGAAUUAAAAAUUCAGAUUUUGAAUUCUUAUUAUGAUUUCC